CUCUUAUCUGGUCACGCACCUCUCCCAAAAUGUUCCCACUGCUCGCGCGCUCGGCGUGCGCGCGCACAGGACUCGGCGUGGGUGUCGGUGUGCGGCGUCUGGCUCCGCUAUCCCGCCUAUCAACACAGGCGAAGCGUACCGUGCCGAAGACAUCGCUCCUUCGCGCACACAUCCUGCCGCGCCGCUCCCUCGCCGACACACCUUCCCCACUCAGGUCCUCCUCCUCCCUCACGUCCUCCUCUUCCUCGCCCACGUCCACUGCGGCCACUGCCGCCCCCGCCCCGCCCCCAACAGCCUUCGACCGCUUCAUCCCCACCUGGGCCGCAGGCCUCAAGCCCUACCUCUAUCUUCUGCGAUGGGACAAGCCGAUCGGGGCCCUCCUCCUCUACUGGCCCGGCGCAUGGGCGAUAACUAUGGCGAGCACAGCGACACACGCCCCCCUAUCCACGCCGCUAUGGUACCUGGCGCUCUUCGGUGUCGGCGCAAUGGUGAUGCGCGGCGCCGGCUGCAUCAUCAACGACAUGUGGGACUCGAAAGUCGACGCGAAGGUCGAGCGUACAGCUACGCGCCCCCUCGCGGCCGGCACGGUCACGCACACCGCCGCGACCGUGUUCCUCGCGAGCCAGCUUACGCUCGGCCUCGGCGUGCUCACCCAACUCAACAUGUACUCGAUCGCGCUCGGCGCCGCCUCCCUCCCCCUCAUCUUCGUGUAUCCGUUCAUGAAGCGCGUCACGUACUAUCCCCAGAUCGUGCUGGGGUUGUGUUUCGAGUGGGGCGCACUGCUCGGGUGGAGCGCGGUCGCGGGAAGCGUUGACUGGAGCGUCGCCGGGCCGCUGUAUGCCGGAUGUGUGGCGUACUGCGUCGCAUACGACACCAUCUACGCGCACCAGGACAAGCGCGACGACGUGACCGCCGGCGUCAAGUCGACCGCGCUCGCAUGGGGCGACAAGUCCAAGCCCAUCAUCGGCACGCUGUACACCGGCUUCGUCUGCGCGCUCACGUACGCCGGCUACGCGAUGGGCGCCGGACCGCUGUAUUACGCCAUCUCGUGUGUCGGCGGCGCCGCACACCUUGCAUGGCAGGUUAUUACUGUCGACCUUGACAGCCGCGCCGACUGCUGGAAGAAGUUUACGAGCAACGGCUACAUCGCGGGACCCCUCAUUUGGGCGGGCAUGUUCGCCGACUACCUUGCGCAGGUCAUCUUUUAGACAAACUAUGCAUUUUGGGAUAGAUACAGGCAAGAUUACCACGGCGUGCCUG
Messenger RNA from Cutaneotrichosporon oleaginosum, 1260 nucleotides. RefSeq lists its product as uncharacterized. Lineage: Eukaryota; Fungi; Basidiomycota; Tremellomycetes; Trichosporonales; Trichosporonaceae. Gene Ontology annotation, biological process: ubiquinone biosynthetic process. Gene Ontology annotation, cellular component: mitochondrial inner membrane. Gene Ontology annotation, molecular function: 4-hydroxybenzoate polyprenyltransferase activity. The record is from RefSeq and is a predicted model, not a curated record.